ACACAAGGCUGUUUGAUUGAAACCAAAACAAACUAGAAGGCUCAAAAAAUGUCAGUUCAAACUGUUUUUUUCAGUCUCUGAUUUUUAUCUGAGUUGACUGUAACUUAAUUUAAUUUAUUUUAAAAAAAAAAAACAAAGUAAACAGGGAAAGAACCGAGAUGUUUCCAUUGCUCUGUCAAAAGCUCUUUAUCUUUUAUGCAUUAAUUUUACACGAGGAGGACGAGAUUAACGAAGACACGUCUCUUCUUCCUUUUUCAAUGCCUAUUUCCCGUAAAACUUCUCCUUCUCUCUCUUCUUCUUUGCCGUCGUCUCAUUCUCAUCUUCACGACAACAGUUACAAUGCCGGUAAUUCUUGUAAUAACCAAGGCCAACAGCAGCAACGCCGUCUCACGCGUCAGAGGAAGCUCAGGCACGCGACGGAUGAUGAGCUUGGCUUAAGGUUUAGUGAUAUCGAUCGUUCGUUUUCCUCUCCCGGUUCGCCUGUUAGGACUCCUGCAAGGAAAUUGAGGUCUCCUGACUGGUUGGAACAUUGGUCUUCGUCUGCUGUGCCGAAACCUUUGCCUCUGCCUGAGGUUUUCAGAAAUCGGAAAUCGAAGACGUCGGGUUCGAGUCCUGGACCGAGUCAACUCGCAUCACCUGAUGAUGGACUCACCUCUUCUGUCGGAAGGAAGAGUGCAGAUCAUGCCGCUGAAAGUGCAGCAAAAUCAUUGGUCAAUGUUCAUAAGGGAUUCUCUCAAGAUGAACCUGUUGAAAGCUUUACUAAUGGCCCAAACCCAAGAGUUGCUACAAAGAGCGGUGUAACAAGUUUUUUCUCAACCCCUGCAAGUCCUCGAAGAUCAAACACCCAAGAUCACUUUUAUUCUAAUGAUGUUACAGGUUCAACCAAAUCUUUAUUAAGUCGUCGUAGGGGUUUCUCACAUGAGAAAAUUUUGGGGAAUGUUAACCACAACUUGAGGCUGAAUGUUCCAGCCAGGAGUGCUCCAACAACUGCUUUUUCUAGUCCCUCCGUUAGCCCACAAAGAUCAAAAGCAGUAGAUGUUUUUUCUUCUUCCUCCUCAGGACCUCAAGAAUUACGGGGUUUGAUAGAUAUAUAUGUUCCAGAUUUAGGUAGGUCAGCUGCUUAUACUUCACCUGUAAAAACUGUACAUUCUCCUGACCAUUCUCCACCACAUAGCCCCCGUCUAAAUAAAAUUUCAGUAGCACCACACCAUAAAUUGCCCAUGGAGAGCCAUAAGGAGUGGCUUGAAAAUAAUACUCAAGUAAACGCCCAUCCGUUGCCCCUACCUCCUGGAGCUUUACUAUCAUCACAAUCACCGUUGCCACUACCCUCACCUGUUUCAAAUUACAUCAUAGAAAAGCCAAUUGCAACAUCAAUGAUAAACCAAUGGCAGAAAGGAAGACUUCUUGGACGUGGUACAUAUGGAAGUGUUUAUGAAGCAACCAACAGAGAGACUGGAGCUUUGUGUGCAAUGAAGGAAGUUGAUGUCAUCCCUGACGACCCUAAAUCUGUUGAAUGUAUAAAACAGUUAGAGCAGGAAAUUAGAGUUUUGCGACAUUUAAAGCAUCGAAAUAUUGUUCAAUAUUAUGGCAGUGAAAUAGUUGAUGAUCACUUUUACAUAUAUUUGGAGUAUGUCCAUCCCGGCUCAAUUAAUAAAUAUAUCCGUGAACAUUGUGGGGCUAUAACAGAAUCUAUAGUUCGCAAUUUCACCCGCCAUAUUCUAUCUGGCUUAGCAUACUUGCAUAGUUCAAAGACAAUCCACAGGGAUAUAAAAGGAGCAAAUUUGCUUGUCGAUGCCAAUGGUGUUGUUAAACUUGCUGAUUUUGGCAUGGCAAAACAUCUGACGGCACUAUCAUACGAGCUGUCUUUGAAGGGCAGUCCCUACUGGAUGGCUCCUGAGGUCAUAAAGGCUGUCAUGCAAAAAGAUUCCAACCCAAAUCUUGCCCUGGCUGUUGACAUAUGGAGCUUGGGUUGUACUGUCAUUGAGAUGUUUAAUGGUAAACCUCCUUGGAGUGGGCUUGAAGGGCCUCAGGCUAUGUUCAAGGUUCUGAACAAAACCCCACCUAUGCCAGAAGCAUUAUCUCCAGAAGGAAAGGAUUUUCUACGUUGUUGCUUUCAAAGAAAUCCUGCAGAGCGGCCAUCGGCAGCUAAGCUACUUGAGCAUCCUUUUGUACGGAACUCAGCUGAUCAAAAUGGAUCGGUCCUCGUGCAGGCAUUUUCUAUAAUGAAUCUAACAGAUAAAUCACAUAGUCCAAGAAACUGCUCUACACAUAAACUUGUAUUGAUGUCUACUUCCCCAAGCACAAGGAUCACGAAUGGGAAAUUACCAUGUAAUAGUGAGACUGGUCAAUUAGGCUAUGCCAAAACCAUAAACUGUGCUGCGGCUUCUCAUCAUCCCCUCUUUUCUCCUCGUGAGGUCUCCGGUCAUACAUCUACAACAAGACUGAUCCAUGGUUCACAUAGUUUCAGCUCUUCUUCACAUGUUUCCAGCAAUACGCCACUCGGUGCAGUGAACAAUCAUCCAUGUGCUCUGGGGCAUACUCAAGGAAAGGAAGUCCCACACGUCUGAAACUUGUUUCAGAUAGAUAGGUACGAGAGCAAGGCUCCAAUGUGGAAAUCUUGGAGAAACCGGCAUUUAUUUAGAAAAAAAAAAAACCUGUGGGGUUUCUAGCGGAAAGUUUUUUACAUUACCAUCUCGGGCAUUGGUGACUAGCGCAUUUAGCAUAGGUUAAGCUGCUACAUGCGCUGUAAAUACGAGGCUUCUUAGUUGCUAAAUCCUCUCAGCUGCAAUUUGUAAGCUGAUAAUUUCCUCAUUCUUUUACGUUCAGGGCUUGCACCAGUAGAAUGAGUUCAUCUAUAGGUUUAGUAGGCUGUAACUUUGAAAGAAUCUGUAGAUACUUGGAUCAUGUUUUGUUAAACUGAAAUUCGUUUCCUCUGCUAAUAUCAUUGAUUUCUUCUAAUUUUGGGGCUAAAUAACAUACGUGUUUGAGUUGUUUACCAUAUUUAAGCAUGCUGUUGUUUACGACUGCUGGAACUUGAUUCACCUGUGGUGCAGAAAAAUACCUUCGACACCAACCACCAGAAUAUGAUGAAAAGAAUACUUGUUUGAGCCCUUGAAAGACGUCAUUCUACGGGCUGAGCAUGCUAAGAAAAAAAACAAAACAUGGUGAAAAAGACACCAGUCCUUUCUUUCUGCCCUGUUCAAAUCAACUACAUUCGAACAGAGACGGAAAAGGGUAAGGGAAAGGGAAAGACGAAGGAUUCAGUUUGGAAAGACGAGAAGAUAGCGGUUUCCCUCUUUACCUCAGUGGUGGUGACCAUUGGUUGGCUAAAAAAGGAGAAAGAUUGGCAUAGGUGUUCACGUGCUGCUCAGUGAGAGUUGGUGUAAGGAUUGGACUUUCUGAAUUGGAUAAUUGUUAAGGUUGUCUUCCAUGGUUUCUGACACUAACCAGAAAAAAAAGUACUGCAAAAGCUCGUCGACGUUAUUGAAAAGGGCUUCUCCAGGAAAGGUUUUGGACUUUCACAUUCCCAUAGAUUCCCACUAACUUUUUGUUAUUACUUUUUGCCAUUUCCCCUCGUCCUUUUACCGUUCGAAGACAAUAUUGAGCCAAUCUGAAUUCCUAUUCUCCACCUCCAUGAAAAUUUUAAGGAAUUAGAUAAACUACAUUCAGGUGAGUAUAACUCAAUCGUUGUAGCCUCCUUCUCACUCGCUAGUGCUGAGGCGGAAGCUCAGCUCUGCCUCCACUUGUUCUUCGGGACUCGAUUGUUUUGUUUCCAACUUCAAGUUGCUAUUUUGACUAGUCCCAGCAGCCAAUUGGGCAGGAUUAAAAUUAUUAACCCAUGAACCAGAAGAUUUCGGAACUGAGUUGAAGGUAUUUAGGGCAACGGAUCAAAGAUUCUGCAUAGAAUUGAUUAACCAAAGACCUUCAAAUGUACAAAGGUUAGGACUUUUAGGCUGUUUACUUGCAUCCCGUGGCCAGUUCAAACAAAACAAGUUUUGUUUGGGAACAGAACUCAUCUUCUUCCCUAAUUAUCAUUUUUUUAUACAAUAAUAUAACCUCCAAAAUGCGUCUUUUUAUUUAUCCAAAAAAAAUAAAAAACAAAAUGGGUCUUUUUUUACCUUUUUCCACACAAUGGUAGAAUCCAAGACUUAGAACUAAUAUACACUGCCUUUGAAAAUAAAGAAGAAAAGAGUUCAUGU
Messenger RNA from Durio zibethinus, 4199 nucleotides. RefSeq names its product mitogen-activated protein kinase kinase kinase 5-like. Gene Ontology annotation, biological process: protein phosphorylation; MAPK cascade. Gene Ontology annotation, cellular component: cytoplasm. NCBI's taxonomy places the organism in Eukaryota, Viridiplantae, Streptophyta, Magnoliopsida, Malvales, Malvaceae. Gene Ontology annotation, molecular function: MAP kinase kinase kinase activity; ATP binding. The record is from RefSeq and is a predicted model, not a curated record.